ACGCUCAGUAGCCGAGUUCAGUCGAGCCAGCGCCGUGAUCGGAGUUGGGAUAGUGACUGGCGAACUGUAUCCCGAGCAGGCGUAACAGCUCUCGGCGUUCUAGUCGCUCCCAUAAUCACGCGCACACGUUAAUAUUAAUUUUAGUCAGCUGGCAGACCGAGUAUUCUCUCUUGUUACGAUCGUGACCUCCCGCACACGCCACUGUCGUGCUCGUGUUCGCUUAUUCGUGCACGUAGAAUUCGUCGUUACACGUUAACUGUCCCCGACCGUGAUUGACUCGAACGUCGCGAAGGCCUUUGUCGUUUUUUUGCGGUGCCGCUACAGACACGGCAGUGAAAAUGCGGUAGUGACAGUGGAACAAACCAGAGACAGGGAGAAUAAGGGAAUCCCUGACUUCGUUUUGGUAGGCGCGAGGACGCCACGAGUUUACUCGAGAAAAUCGAAGUGAACGAAAUUAAGGGAGAAGGGGCUCCUUGAAGCCAGGGCCGGGAGUUAUGACAAGCUCGUGUGUUCGAGGACGAAGAAUAUACGCGCAUGUGUCCAGUGGGAUUUAGUGCCGGCGACAAAGCAUUUUUUCCAGACCUGGAUACCUUGCUCUCGACACCUACGGGACCUGGAUUAUCUCAUGUCAGGAUGGCGCUGGCGCGUAUUGCGGUGAGCGACUGUGCGCCUCAAACGUCGCGGGUCAGCUCAAACUUGCACAGCAGCAGUAGUAUGGCAGUAAGCCGUGUACCAAGCCCUCCACCACCGGAAGUGAACACCCCCGUGGCCGAAAAUUGGUGUUACACACAGGUCUUAUGUGCACAGGUGAAGGUGGUUAAGUUCAGCUACAUGUGGACGAUAAAUAACUUCAGCUUUUGCCGGGAGGAAAUGGGAGAAGUGCUAAAGUCAUCUACCUUCUCAGCAGGGGCCAACGAUAAAUUAAAAUGGUGCCUAAGAGUGAAUCCUAAGGGUCUGGAUGAGGAGAGCAAAGACUACCUAUCUCUGUACCUCCUCCUCGUUUCGUGCAACAAAUCCGAAGUCAGAGCAAAGUUCAAAUUUUCUAUUCUUAAUGCCAAAAGAGAAGAAACCAAAGCAAUGGAAAGCCAACGUGCUUACAGGUUCGUCCAAGGUAAAGAUUGGGGUUUUAAGAAGUUCAUUAGGAGAGAUUUCCUGUUGGACGAAGCCAACGGACUCUUGCCCGACGAUAAACUCACGAUAUUCUGUGAGGUAUAUACCUUUGUCAGCGUGGUUGCGGAUAGCGUGAACAUUUCUGGACAAAGUAAUACUAUACAAUUCAAAGUGCCCGAGUGUCGAUUACCGGACGACCUUGGCCUUCUGUUCGAAAACCAAAAAUUCAGCGAUGUUACGCUGACGGUGUGCGGGAGAGAAUUUCAGGCGCACAAAGCCAUCCUUGCGGCGCGAAGUCCCGUGUUUUCGGCGAUGUUCGAGCACGAGAUGGAAGAAAGGAAACAGAAUCGCGUGGACAUUACUGACGUGGACCACGAGGUAUUGCGGGAGAUGCUGCGAUUUAUAUAUACCGGGAAAGCAGCGAAUUUGGAGAAGAUGGCAGAUGAUCUACUCGCCGCGGCGGAUAAGUACGCAUUGGAAAGGUUGAAAGUCAUGUGCGAGGAAGCGUUGUGCACAAGUUUAGCAAUCGAAAACGCAGCCGACAUUCUGAUCCUCGCUGAUCUCCACAGCGCCGAUCAACUCAAGGCACAAGCCAUAGAUUUUAUUAAUACACACGCGACGGACGUGAUGGAUACGGCGGGUUUCAAGUCGAUGGUGAACUCCCAUCCGCAUCUCAUAGCGGAAGCGUUUCGGGCGUUAGCGACCCAACAAAUUCCACCGAUCGGACCGCCCAGGAAGCGAGUUAAACAGAGCUGAAAACAGUCACCGUUGACUCCGGGCACAACCUCCACAUCGCCCCCGCCUAUUCUGCAUCCUUCAUGACUUAUUUGUGUACAGUGAUACAAGUAGUGCUAAAUAAAUGUUUCCUAGUGCGCGCCAUCCUCUGUGGUCCACUUGAGAAAGGAAUCAUCGACGAAAACUGGCCUUCGUUGUCGGUUUUCGGAACGAUAAAUGAUAUAUCGUCCUAUCAACGGCGUUGCAGCCGACGAGUUGAAACCACGAGUUCGAGAUGAGGAACGCGGUUAAACUUAUGGCAGACUUUGUUGUAAUUCGGGAAGUUUUUCGACGUUUGCGAAGAAACCUAUCACGGAGAAGAGGAAACAAAACAAGAUCAAUGGAAACGGAAUAAACCUUGACGAGUUUGUAACGCAACUGGUUUUUAAACAGAAUUCUUUUGGUACUUUGUAUUGUGCGUGACGUAAAGGUUCUCGUGUGUGAGAGGAACGUAUGUUUUCAUCCUUCCAAAUGGAAACACCUUGUCAGCUAUUUGCGCAUCAUUAGGAUCUCGACGAAUGAAUUUAUUUGCUCUCGCUUCUACGACGUGGAUCGUUGAAUGUUUGGUCAAAAAUCAUUCACGCGGCGACAAGGAAGACAUGAGGAGCACAACGAGAGAGGACCAAGGCGAGAUUGAAGCUCGCUGAAACAUUGCUACACGUACAUGCACAUACUUAUACGCGAGAGGAAAGAGGAAAUACCGCACGCAUGCACGAAGGAAGUUGUGAUAGAUGUCGACCAGACGAUCAAUUUUGUUCCUUUGUCUAAGAGAAAAAAGAAAAGAAAAUGGGUCAAAUGAGACUUACACCUUGUUUGUUUGUUUGUUUGUCGCAGAAACAGGCGACAAAGAGAAAUUAGAUAUGUUUAUUACGGAUAGUGAUUUUUAAUUUUAAACAAGAAUUAACAAAGGAAAAAAAAUCGUCGAAUUCUUCCAAGAACGAAGAAGAAAAUGAUUCUAGUUAGUGUUUUUUAUGAUCUCUUUCUCUCAACAUGUACGACUAGUACUAUGAUUACUAUUAAUGCUAACGCAAUCUGUGCCCCGUAUUUUUGUAUAUUUUUUGUCUGCAGAUUACCGCCCUUACGCCCUUCGAUCCAACAUGCGGCCUUUCUUUUUAUUUUCUGACCCUCUUUUUGUCACUAGGCACAGUUUGUUUUGUUUUUCUCGAGUAUUGCAUAGUAGCUGAAGUGAUAGAUUCGAAUUAUUAUUAUAUUAUUAUAUUAUUAUUAUUCUAUUGUAUUAAAUUUAGGGUUGUCCAUAAUUUAUCGAAUUUUAUGUUGCUUUAUUAUUGAACUUGUUUAUCAGGACCCAUGCACAGGAUACAUGGGAAUUUGUAUUAAUCAGAGAAUGAUCGCAAAAGGUAUAGAAGAUAAAAUUAAUGAGAUGUACGAUGUUAAUUAGCGAACAAAAAAUCAUAACACCGAGAAAAAGAAGCCAAUCUAGCGAGAGACACAAGAAAAACAAAAAAAACCAUUAAAUGAAAAUGUGUAAAAUAAAAAAAAGUUAGUCAAUUAUAUAGUACGAAAAUAUUAAUCGUUUUUUGUGUAAUUACUUAUCAAGAUCGGAAAGAAUUGUGUGGUCAAUGAUCUGAAAUUAUGGGCAACCGGAAAACUGAGAACACGCAAAACAAUAAUCAUCAUUUAGUACCGUACUGGCUUCCUGAUCCUCCGACCUAGCUUUACCGAACGUUUUAAAUACGAGAUAAAUAACCGUAUCCAUUAAAAUGGAGUAACGAUAUCGAAGAUUUAAUGCCAUACAUGUUCUGUGAUAAGACCACUGUAAUUAACCGCAAUUGUAUCACAACCUUUCUAGAACUUUCUGACGAUCCUGGCAGCCAGUGAAUUUUAUCUUUUAAGGAAACGGUCGCUAUAUCCGGACAGUCCCAAAUCUAGCGUCCCUUUCGAUUUUAAGGUUUUUACUGUACAUAUCUAUUGUAUUUUAUAAGAACUGAACCGAAACGGAACCAUACUUUUAACGAAGUGUACAAUAACCAACUAUAAUUUAUUCUAUUUUACAGACUGUGCUAAACUCAUGUUCCUUGAAACACACUAGCAAUGCUUUAAGUAAAUGUAAUUGUAAUUACGACAAAUUAAUACGAUUAGAUUGUAUAUGUGUGUAUCCCGUACUUUUUCAUCUCGACACGUGCGCGCAUUCGCUUGUACAGAUUGCGUUUCUGUCGGGAUAAAAAAAAGGGGGAAGAAAAUGAAAACUCCUAUGGAAAAAUAGUUAGGGAAGGUUUUUCCACUGUUUUUUACACGAUGUUUAUUUCAGUCGUAGUAGAUCGUUAGGGCUUAAAAAGAUGAAACGACAAAACGGAGUAAAGAAUAACGGGAAACCGGAGGAUACACAAAAUAUUAUAAGCAGUUUAAGGAACAGAUUUUGGCCGUGUGUGCUCGCUCGGAUUUUAAUGUCAAAAUGAAAUAAGGAAAGAUAAGGAACGAGAAAAUUGUCUACGUCCAUUCUACUACCCAUAUUCUAUCUUUGGGACUGUGCGGCGAAAAAAAAAAAUAUCUCAUGAAAAUCGUAAUGUUGAAUGUCUUUUUCCUAAGAGAAAAACAAAAAACGAUACUAAAUAUUAAUAUCGUAUGACAGUUCGAGAAUUAUUAGAUGCAAUUCUUUUUUGAACCAAUCUGCAUGAGCGUAUGACUGGAUAAUUUGAUAAACUAAGUACAAGUAAGACAAGUGUUACCUCAUCAUGAAAACCAGCAUGUUCGUGUCGCACUAGCUAGCUACUACUGCGUCGCUGUCUGAUACACUUCCGUUGUAUAUUGCAUUUAAACUCGAGGAAACAAAAGAUGAGAUGAAAGGUAUGAAGCUUUUUGUAACGAAUUCAGCAGUAGUAGCUUCCGAAGUACAUGACUGCUGUUCAUCGAAACCCAGCUCAUACAAACGUUCAUUUUUCCAUUUACUUUAAGUCAUUGCACCACAUCAAAUAAAUGACAUUUUCAUUAUAUAAUCAUGA
Molecule: messenger RNA, 4844 nt
Organism: Ceratina calcarata
Lineage: Eukaryota; Metazoa; Arthropoda; Insecta; Hymenoptera; Apidae
Gene: rdx
Product: BTB/POZ and MATH domain-containing protein rdx
Exons: 8
Coding region: 535-1866 (443 amino acids)
Molecular function (GO): protein binding
Source: RefSeq, a predicted model, not a curated record